Messenger RNA from Anoplophora glabripennis (Asian longhorned beetle), 2914 nucleotides. RefSeq names its product H(+)/Cl(-) exchange transporter 7 (gene ClC-b). The coding region runs from base 268 to 2652 and encodes 794 amino acids. Gene Ontology annotation, biological process: transmembrane transport; chloride transport. Gene Ontology annotation, cellular component: intracellular membrane-bounded organelle; lysosomal membrane. The transcript has 14 exons. Gene Ontology annotation, molecular function: voltage-gated chloride channel activity. The record is from RefSeq and is a predicted model, not a curated record. Lineage: Eukaryota; Metazoa; Arthropoda; Insecta; Coleoptera; Cerambycidae.
AAUAAAUAAAAGCGAAUUAAAUCUCAUGUCUGAUCGUAUUGUAUUCUCAGAUUUAUGAGUCAUGUUCAGUAAUCACUACCACAGAAAAAAUAAUUAUCAGUAACCCUGUACAUUUAGCGAUAAUCAUUUGUAUAAACCUAUAGUGUCAGUAAUAUAUUUCCUGAUAUUUAUAGAAGUAAACUUGCAGCAUUACUACUGCAAAUACUAAAUAGUCACUAUUAUGUAGGUUAAGAUAUAUAAUAAUAAAGAUCUAAUAAAUUAUAAAUCAUGGAAGAAAGUGGUGAUUCGAUACUAAGGGAAAAUGAGGCUGAUGUAAUUGAAGCUAACAAUGUAGCUGUUAGAGCAACAAGAUUUAGGAAUCUCCCAUCUAUAAACGAGAGUAAUGAAGAUUUGCAAGCAAUUGUAACGACCAGCGAAAAUUCAAAUUUAUUGGCUUCUGUGCGUAGAAGGGUACAAAUUAGUAAGGAAAGAAUACAGAUAGGUUCACUCAAUGUUUUGUCUGCGAAGUACGAGAGUUUGGAUUACGAUACAUGUGAAAACCAUUUACUCUUAGAUGAAGAAAGAAAGAAAGGUUAUAAAUUUGUUGUAAGAAAGAAUAUAUCGAGAUGGUUUAUAUUUUUGUUAAUCGGUAUGAUAACAGCUUUAAUAGCAUGUGUUAUAGAUAUAUCUAUAGAAGAAUUAUCAAAAAUAAAAUAUGCAUCACUUAGUAAAUCUGUCGAUAAAUAUAUCACACAAGGCAAACUGUACGUGCCAUAUGCCUUGUGGAUACUGUACAACAUAACUCCUGUAUUUAUAGGAUCUGUAUUAGUCGCAUAUGUAGAGCCAAUAGCCGCAGGUAGUGGAAUUCCUCAAGUAAAAUGUUACUUGAACGGAGUCAAAAUUCCGCGUGUAGUCAGAAUAAAAACAUUGUUUGUGAAAAGCGUAGGAGUUAUCUGCUCUGUAGUUGGAGGACUGGCAGGAGGAAAGGAAGGUCCGAUGAUCCACUCGGGGGCCGUAGUAGCUGCUGGAAUAUCUCAGGGAAAAACGAGUACCUUCAAAAAGGACUUUAAUGUAUUCCGAUAUUUUCGAGAGGAUCACGAAAAGAGAGAUUUUGUGUCUGGUGGUGCAGCUGCUGGAGUGUCGGCUGCUUUUGGCGCUCCAGUAGGUGGGGUUCUAUUCAGUCUGGAAGAAGGCACGAGCUUCUGGAACCAGGGCUUGACAUGGCGAACAUUUUUCGCGUCUGUGAUAUCAACUUUUACAUUAAACGUAGUGCUCUCAACUUACCACGGUGUUCCUGGGAACCUGAGUUACCCUGGCUUGUUAAAUUUGGGUAAAUUUGAAUCGUGCAGUUAUGAGAUCUACGAACUACCCAUAUUUGUCAUAAUGGGGGCCGCAGGAGGACUUUUCGGGGCCCUAUGGAACCACAUUAACUAUAAAAUAACUGUUUUUAGAAUGAGGUAUAUUCGACCGAGGUGGAUGAAAGUGUUAGAAGCUUGCAUUGUUGCAGCAGUAACUGCCACUGUUGGGUUCCUGAUGAUGUUUACGAUCAACGAUUGCAAACCGUUAGGGGCAAAUCCAACAAAUUAUCCUACGCAGAUGUAUUGUAUGGACGGGCAGUACAACGCCCUGGCUAGCAUAUGGUUUCAAACCCCAGAAGCCUCAGUUCGCUCCUUGUUCCAUGACCCCCCUGACACACACAAUGCCACUUCCCUGGCUGUAUUCGUAAUAACGUACUUUAUGCUGGCGGCAUGGACGUUUGGGCUUGCGUCGUCAAACGGUUUGUUUAUACCCACAUUGCUGACGGGUGCUGCUUGGGGCCGACUCGUCUCAAUUGGAAUGUACUAUGUUUUUCCCAAUAGUUUGGUUUUCCCCGGAAAGUAUGCCCUAAUAGGUGCUGCUGCACAAUUGGGUGGUGUUGUUCGAAUGACAAUCAGCUUGACCGUGAUAAUAAUGGAAACGACAGGAAAUAUAUCGUUUGCGCUACCCCUCAUCGUUACGCUUAUUGCGUCGAAAUGGACUGGAGAUUUCUUCAAUGAGGGCAUAUACGACACCCUUAUUCAACUUUCCGGGGUGCCGCUCCUACCCUGGGAGCCCCCACCUCUAGUGCACAACAUAUAUGCGAGCGAAGUCAUGUCACAUCCGGUGGUCACACUUAAAUGUGUUGAGAAUGUCGGGCAUAUUGUAGAGUUACUCAAAUUAACCACCUAUAAUGGGUUUCCGGUGGUGGAUCCGCCGCUUACAGACCAGACGGAAGUCACUACUUACGGUAGAAUAAGGGGGCUUAUACUGCGAUCUCAGCUGAUUGUGAUCUUGCAAAAGAAAAUUUUCAAUGAAACCUCCGACGAGUGGGAAUACAUCACGGCCAGUUUGUUCAGGGACGAGUACCCACGCUAUCCUACGAUAGACCAAGUUUCCAUAAGCGAGGAGGAGAAGACGUUUUCUGUAGAUCUAAGGCCCUUUAUGAACCCUUCUCCCUAUACUGUUCUGCAUUCCGCGUCUCUUCCUAGAAUGUUCAGGCUCUUCCGAGCUCUUGGAUUAAGGCAUCUGCCUAUAGUGAAUGACGCAAACGAGGUUAUAGGUAUGGUUACAAGGAAAGAUCUGGCUCGAUAUCGAGUUUGGCGGCACCAAGGCCGAAUCGGCGUGGAAGAAUUAUUAAUUUCCAAAGAAAUAUGAAUUUAUCAGUAUUCUCAGUAAAUUAUAAAGCCAUUUAGAAUUAUUUAUUUAUUUUGUAUAUGUCUCACUCUAGGAAAGUUGUCGUGAAUAUUUUGAGAUCACGAUUUCGAUCGGCAAAGAUGUCGAAUAACAUUAUUUGUGUUUUGAUUUUUACAGAACUGCGUUGCGGGUUCGUAAACUGCCCGUAAUUUCCUAGGUUAAGUAUAGAAAGUGCAUAUAUGUGACAGUUGAAUUAUUUUUAAUAAAAUAUCUAUGAGACGUU